Messenger RNA from Clupea harengus (Atlantic herring), 5438 nucleotides. It is a transcript of the gene thrab, whose product is annotated as thyroid hormone receptor alpha b. Gene Ontology annotation, biological process: positive regulation of transcription by RNA polymerase II; negative regulation of transcription by RNA polymerase II; retinoic acid receptor signaling pathway. The record is from RefSeq and is a predicted model, not a curated record. Gene Ontology annotation, molecular function: zinc ion binding; RNA polymerase II cis-regulatory region sequence-specific DNA binding; nuclear receptor activity. Gene Ontology annotation, cellular component: RNA polymerase II transcription regulator complex. NCBI's taxonomy places the organism in Eukaryota, Metazoa, Chordata, Actinopteri, Clupeiformes, Clupeidae.
CAAAUCUCUCCUGGUAGACACAUUUCUACCGUUGCACGGUAUAUACCGUCAUACCACCCAGCCCUACUGUCAAAUACUGACUAGAUUAGUGGCCUGGAUAUUGUUUAGAAGGGCUUUGUUUAGCUUAGUGUAUAAGUGUCUGUGAAAACAUUAAAACGAAUAAAUCUGCCAUUUAAAGUCUUACUCCAGCCUCAGAUGGAGAAUGCACUGCCUGCAUGCGUUAGCCGCAGACUUCCUUCAGCCUGAAAGCUAAACACCCGCCACACUGCACCCGCUACACCAAGCUCGUAAAAAGCCUCACGAGACUGAAGACAUACACAUGAGCCAUGUGACCCUAACCGCAAGCACGGGGUCAAGGUAUGAUUGUAUGCUUAGUAUGGUGUCGACUAGCCAAUAAAACGGCAAAAGCCAAACAAGUGCUUGUAACCGGGUGGUCGGCCCACGUAUUCCAACAGAUGUCUAUUUUUACAGCUUGCAAAUGGAUGUAAAUAUAGAUCUAUGUCCUCCAUGCUGAUAUAUUUUUGUCAUGCGUAUCAUGACUUGCAAGAAAAAAAUUACGAAAGAAUUUUGAAAAUCUUCACUCGAAGUGCGAGGGUGAGGUGUUAUUCUCGGGUGAAGUAUAUUUUGGGUGGGAGCCCGUGUCAUGUGCGAUAUAGCUCUGCUUUGUGGUUGCAGCAGCCAGGUUCCUGCGCAAAUUUACACAGUGUCUUGUUUGAGCUGCCGUGCAUAUAUUGAUAGGUAGUCGUUUGGUUAGCCUUAGGUCUCGGCAAGACACCUCAGUUAACUCUAGGAUUAGGCAUAAGCCUUUUAGGGUUAAGCCAGUCACAUGAGAUACUCUGACAGAACGACUCUGGAACAAUCUUCACUGACCACCAUCCCAUCAAGUUUUUAUAGUUUGUUUGGAGAUACUUUCGCUUUGGCCUUGACCCCAUCCAGCCCACUGGUGGAAAUCUUGCUGCUUAAGAAGACACUGGUGUGGCACUUGGUGUUUGUUAGGUGAAAAAUUCACUCGAUUCAUGUGACCAAUGAGAAGUCCUUGUGUGAGUGCUCCUUCAUUUCAUGGAUUUUAACCGUAAUGGGAUUCCGGGUGCUUCUGCGAUCAACUCCCCAGAUUGUCCCAUGGUGGUUAGUUCUCUGUUGAGUGCCCCCUGUGAUAUUAAAAGCAGGUUGUUUGGGACAGAACCUGAUCGAUUGGAGACACAAAACACUUGACACUGCAGCUGAAGAGGAGGUAUGUGACAAAAGCAAGCUGUAUAUAUUGUCAGGGAGGCAGACAUUUUAGGGUCUUUUUUCAAGUUAAAAUUAUAGACUUUAGAUAAUAUUUUACUUAGCUUGCUCCUGUGACAACUAUGCUGUUUGGCUAAAAGCACUAGACAAAUAGUCUCAAACUCAAAUUAUUUGGGUGGGGGUUGCAGUUGGGGGGCAGUGAGUAAAAGGUAUCCUAUAUAUUUUUUGACAACAGUGAUUAUUAUCUGUACAUAGUCAAUUAACUACUAACUACAAAAGCUAUUUUCAUGUUGGUCUGGUUAUGGGCAUGUAGGGCUAGUGAAACUUGCCCGAUUACUUUACAGGGGACACAGAAACGCAGAGAAUGGGUACAUUUAUUUGUGGGGCCACAUGAAACUGCCUUGAGGCCCAAAUGUGACCCCUGAUCUAGAGGCUCUGGUAGUUGCAUAUGUUCCCAUGUAUGUGAGUGUGGAAAGCUCAGAGGUGUCAGGUUCAGCUCUCCCUGUCCCUGUGCAAGCAACAGGAACACCCACUAAUGUUCCAUUGGAUGUCCAUAUACUGCGGGUUAUGUUUAGCCUUGGGUCACCUUGUCUGCGGUCUGCAAAUGCUGAAGCCCGGUAAUCAGUACAGUCAGGCAACAUGCUAGUUGAUGGAUACAAUAAAGGAGUAAGAGGACACAUUAGCAAUAGCGAAGCACUGCAACAGGUGAAAGGCUGGUUGCCUUGGCCCAUGGCUGCCCUCCAAAGUCCAGGGCCAUACCCCUGGAAUUGGUCGGCACAAGCCCCCCGUAAUACCCAGUAAGCACUCACGCCUUGGGUUUUGGGCCAAGCUGGCACUGGACUUGGCUGGACAAUUUGGAGCUGGAAGCCCAGAGGGUGUCAAUGGCCCACUGGGAGUGCUUGGCGGUUUAAUAUAGGACUGGGGGGGUGGGGUGUUUUUUUGGAUCAGAUAGUAGUCACUCAGUUUGUUUAUGAAGAGUGUUAAGAGUCAUCUACUCGUUUGGCUGAGAGUAAAAUGAGAUGAGGUGAAGGUAGACUGGGGCCCAAAAAGACACUUCUUUUUUUUCGCGGCUCACAAUUUUGCAGUCACUGAUGCUAUGGUGUGUAGUAGAACCUGGGAUCUGCAGGGCUGUGGGUUGGGCCUUGUUGUCUGGACGGCCACCUGCUAGCAUGAUUUCAUGACCUGCCUGAACACCAUGUGAGGCCUGACCCCUGACACUAAUUUGAGAGAUUCAUUUUUCAAAUGGGCAUUUAAGCCUGUGUUGAGAAAUGGAGAGGGGAGGGGUCUUUAUUUCCUGUAUUGAGCUGUUUGAGGACGGGUUGACAUUUAAAGUGCUCUCUUGCUGUGAACACUCUGAACGCUACAGCAGAUUAUUUUCCUUACCAUAAAUUGUUAUCUCCAACUUAUCCUUUUCCUCACUUUUUAACUUUAAUGAGAGACAUUUGGGGGAAUCCAUUUCCUGAUUGAUGCGCUCAUUAACACGUUUUUUUUUUUAUGAGGUGGUUGGGAAUGACUGAUGAGAGAUAUUUCUUAAAGGAAAGAUGCAUUAAUGUGACUAAUUAGAGAGGAGUAGGAGAACAUUUUUCAGAGGUAUAUCGCUGAAUCUGAGCUCAGUAAUUAUCGUGCCCUCCCGUGAUCUGCACCCUGCAAAGCAGUUUUGUUUGGCGUAAGGGCUGCCUCAACUCACUUGUAUUGAAGAAAAGCAUAAGACUGUUCGAGACACUGCUGCAUUUGGUAACAGAUGGGAUGAAGCGGGGGGGUUAUGUGGUGAGAGUGAGAACGUGAUGCUUGUGUACUUAUGCGCUCGUAACGUCUGCCAGACUGCAGGCCAGGCGAGAAUGCGUUUUGUCACUAGCGUGGUCUCCCACAGUUAUGUGCCACAGAAGUUUGGUCAGAGGCUGGGGGUUGAACAAAGGUUAAUUUUAUGCAUGGUGCCUGGAAGGGGGCUGUUUAUUGACUUUUCUUUGUUCCUUGUUUAUCACUUAUUUCAUUUUUAUCAUUAUUGUGUUUUAUCUGGACGGAAAAGCAGGGAGACUCGAAAAUGUUUUUUUUUCUCUGUCUUUCCAUUACCUCUCUCUCUUCUCUCUCUUGUCCCAUUCUUUCACAAAUGUUUUUUUUAUUUCGCUGCAGUUUCAUAUAUCAGCACUGGGAUCUGUGCAGGUUUUUGGCCAAGGCCACGCCUCAUGGGCGGUGGCCAGCAGUCACAGCGAGCCGGAGCCUGGGGAAAUCAUUAACCAGACGAACCACAGCGGGACUCUGAUUCCGCUCGCCUCCAUCUUCACAUCUUCAUCAUCAUCACUCGACGCCAGCAGGGGCUGCGGUGACAUCGUCAGGUAGGGCGGCUUGCCGACGCCCCACCCGACCAUGGCUGAGUGACUUCCCCCUGAGGCUCAGCGAAUGACAAGCGUGCAUCCGAGGGUGGGGCCCGCCUCAGUCUCACAUGAUUGGCUGCUGGAUGGAAUUAAGGUGAAUGGAACACAUGCCCAAGGAGCAGGACUCUAACCAAUCGGAAGGAGAAGAGAAACGGUGGCCCGAUGGCCCGAAAAGGAAGAGAAAGAAUAGUCAAUGUUCGAUGAAGAGCAUGUCCGGUAAGAAGCUUGCAGAUGCCAGUUUGGCAGGCUACAUCCCGAGUUACCUGGAGAAGGAUGAGCCCUGUGUGGUGUGUGGAGACAAGGCCACUGGCUACCACUACCGCUGCAUCACCUGUGAGGGCUGCAAGGGAUUCUUCCGACGCACCAUCCAAAAGAACCUCCACCCCGCCUACUCCUGCAAGUACGAUGGCUGCUGCAUCAUCGACAAGAUCACCCGCAACCAGUGCCAGCUGUGCCGCUUCAAGAAGUGCAUCGCUGUGGGCAUGGCAAUGGACUUGGUGCUGGAUGAGGCCAAGCGCGUGGCCAAGCGCCGGCUGAUCGAGGAGAACCGCGAGCGGCGGAAGAAGGAGGAGAUGGUGAAGACGCUGCAGAACCGGCCCGAGCCCACCAGCUCCGAGUGGGAGCUCAUCCGGAUGGUGACGGAGGCCCACCGCCACACCAACGCCCAGGGCUCGCACUGGAAGCAGAAGCGCAAGUUCCUGCCAGAGGACAUCGGCCAGUCUCCUGUGGCCCCCACAUCAGACGGAGACAAGGUGGACCUGGAGGCCUUCAGCGAGUUCACCAAGAUCAUCACGCCUGCCAUCACCCGCGUGGUCGACUUUGCCAAAAAAUUGCCCAUGUUCUCAGAGCUGCCUUGUGAAGACCAGAUCAUCCUUCUGAAAGGCUGUUGCAUGGAGAUCAUGUCCCUGCGGGCGGCAGUGCGCUACGACCCCGAGAGCGAGACGCUGACGCUGAGCGGCGAGAUGGCCGUCAAGCGCGAGCAGCUCAAGAACGGCGGCCUGGGCGUGGUGUCCGAUGCCAUCUUCGACCUGGGCAAGAGCCUGGCGCAGUUCAACCUGGACGACACAGAGGUGGCGCUGCUGCAGGCUGUACUUCUCAUGAGCUCAGACCGUUCUGGCAUCACCUGCGUGGACAAGAUCGAGAAGUGCCAGGAGAUGUACCUGCUGGCGUUCGAGCACUACAUCAAUUACCGCAAGCACAACAUUCCCCACUUCUGGCCCAAGCUGCUGAUGAAGGUGACGGACCUGCGCAUGAUCGGGGCCUGCCACGCCAGCCGCUUCCUGCACAUGAAGGUGGAGUGCCCCAACGAGCUCUUCCCCCCGCUCUUCCUGGAGGUGUUCGAGGACCAGGAGGUGUGAGGGAGGAGGGAGGAGGAGGAGGAGGAGGAAGAGAGAGACAGAGAGAAGGAGUAGGAGGAGAAGAAAGGCAGAGGAGGGAGAUCCAGUCUGAUUGGAGGAGCAGUGGAAGCAGUCGGAGCCUGGACACACGAGGCAGGAAGGACUCUUGGAGCGUCACCUCUCUCCCAUUCCCUUGCCCUGCCACCGCCGCCCACCCUAUCCCGGGGACAUAUUUUAUUUUACGUUUGGUCUGUUUUUUUUUUUUCUCAGAAGAGUAAAAAUGCACCGUUUCGUCUCCUCACCCACACGUGUGAAACAGACACCAGCAGCAGCAUUGGCAAAAGGGGGAGUUGGAGGGAUGGGGGGCGGGGGGGCGGGGGGGUCACCACCGGCUAUGCUUCUAUGUUGUGUAUUUUUUUAUGUUUUUGUAUGUUUGUUUACGGUUUUGUUUUGUUUUUCAGGGUGGGGGUGGGGGGGUUGCUUUGGUUUGGAUACUCAGCCC